UGACGAUUUCAACCAGGGUAAAUCUUGGAAAUAUGAAAUCUAAGAAAUAUAGAAGACGACGAUGUAAUGAAUGAACCCCCCAACCCUAAACAGGUCUUCGCUUCCCCAUCGUCCAAUGGCGCUCCCAUUCUUCGAUACACCCAAGCCCCGCCAAACUUCAAUUUCAAAUCCUUCUGUUCAUUUGCAGAUUUCUAUUUCUCGAGGAAAACCCUAGGAAGUGCAGCAAGCCAAGCACCUCGGCGUUUUCGCAGUAGAGGAAGCAUGAGCUGGCGAGGGGCGAAGAUUAUUUUAUCCCACUCACUCGCCACUGUUGCCUCUCUCAAAUCCGACACUAGUCUCCGGCCAAAGUUUUUGAUGGUAUCCUGUCUCCCUUCAUUUAAUAAUUCCCGCGUAAAUUUCCUUAACAGCAGUAGUAGAGGCAUCAGUAGCUCUUCACAAGAUGACCUUGAUGGACUGAUUGAUCCUAAUUUCUCACUUCCGGACAAUGGACUUUAUUUGGCUCCGGAGAAGCCUAGGGAAGAAACAUCAGUUUCUACGGAAGAUUUUGCCUUUUUGCAUGAUACAGUUUUGGAGUGUGAUGCAUCGAGGAAGAGUUUAGAUUCGGGUAAGUUCUCUGAUGAGGCCAUAAUGAUAUCAAGGGAGAUCAACAAUAAUGGGGAUAACCUAGGAGACAAAACCCAUAGAUUUCUUAGGCAAUUCCGGGGAAAAUUGAAUAAUUCUUUGGUUAUUGAGGUGUUGAGGCUUGUAAAUAGUCCUGACUUGGGUGUUAAGUUUUUCAUCUGGGCUGGUCGCCAGAUUGGCUAUAGUCAUUCUAUGUCAGUUUACAAUGCCCUGCUGGAUACAUUCAGGUUUGAUAAGAAUAGUAGGGUCCCAGAACGUUUUCUGCGAGAAAUCAGAGAUGAUGACAAAGAAACCCUUGGGAACUUGCUGAAUGUUUUGAUCAGAAAGUGCUGCAGAAAUGGGUUUUGGAAUGCAGCACUGGAGGAGCUCGGGAGACUUAAGGAUUUUGGUUAUAAACCAUCAAAGUCUACGUAUAAUGCUCUAGUCCAGGUCCUGCUCAAGGCAGAUCGAUUAGAUAGUGCUUGUCUACUUUAUAGGGAGAUGUCUGACUUAGGUUUUAAUAUGGAUUUGUUCACCCUAGGUUGCUUUGCUCAUCAGCUCUGCAAAGCAGGUAGGUGGAGAGAAGCUCUUGGGAUCAUUGAAAAAGAAGAAUUUGUACCUGAUACUAUUAUCUACACAAAUAUGAUUAGUGGGUUAUGUGCAGCUUCCCUUUUUGAGGAAGCUAUGGACUUAUUGCAUCGAAUGAGGUCUAAUUCUUGUAUUCCAAAUGUGAUAACUUACAGAACUUUGCUCACUGGGUGUUUGAGAAAAGGACAGCUGGGUAGGUGUAAGAGAAUUCUUAGUAUGAUGAUUACAGAGGCUUGUUAUCCAAGUCGUUCGAUAUUUAAUUCUCUUGUUCAUGCUUAUUGCAGAUCAGGAGAUUAUGCUUAUGCGUAUAAGUUGCUCAAGAAGAUGGUAGAUUGUCAUUUCCAGCCAGGUUAUGUGGUUUACAAUAUCUUAAUUGGUGGUAUUUGUGGAAAUGAGGAACUACCUAUGUCAGAGAUGUUGGAACUAGCUGAAAAAGUGUAUGCUGAAAUGCUUGAUGCAGGGAUAGUAUUAAAUAAGAUAAAUGUUGGCCAUUUUGCUCGGUGUCUUUGCGGGUUUGGAAAAUUUGAUAAGGCAUUUUCAGUUAUCCGUGAAAUGAUGACUAAGGGCUUCAUACCUGACACUAGUACUUACUCAAAGGUGAUUGAUUUUCUCUGCCAGGCAUCCAAAUUUGAGAAGGCCUUCCUUUUAUUUCAAGAAAUGAGACAGAAUAAGGUUGUCCCUGAUGUCUUUACUUACACAAUUUUAAUUGACAGUUUCUGUAAAGCUGGUCUUAUUGAACAAUCUCAAAAAUGGUUUGAUGAAAUGGUAAGUGUUGGCUGUGCUCCCAACGUGGUAACUUAUACUGCUCUUAUACAUUCUUAUCUUAAAGCAAAAAGGGUAUCCAAUGCAAAUGAGCUAUUUGAGAGGAUGCUAUCAGAGGGUUGCACUCCAAAUGUUGUUACAUACACAGUUUUAAUUGAUGGUCACUGUAAGGUUGGAGAUAUUGAGAAGGCUUGUCAGAUUUAUUCCAGAAUAAGAGGAAAUUCGAAUACCCAAGAUGUUGAUAUGUAUUUUAAAGGUGACGGUAGUAAUCUCACUGAGCCAAAUGUUUUUACCUAUGGAGCUUUGAUAGAUGGUUUGUGCAAAGCUCACAAGGUACAUGAGGCUAGUGAAUUACUAGAUGCAAUGUCAGUGGUGGGUUGUGAGCCAAACCAAAUUGUAUAUGAUGCUCUUAUUGAUGGCUUUUGCAAGGUUGGGAAACUAGAUGAAGCUCAAGAAGUUUUUACAAAGAUGUCUGAACAUGGGUAUAAUCCAAGUGUGUAUACAUACAAUUCUUUGAUUGAUAGGUUGUUUAAGGAUAAAAGACUUGAUCUUGCUCUCAAAGUCUUAUCUAAGAUGCUAGAAAAUAAUUGUCCCCCAAAUGUGGUUACCUACACAGAGAUGAUUGAUGGACUCUGUAAAGUAGGAAAGACUGAUGAAGCUUACAAGCUUUUGAUGUUGAUGGAAGAGAAGGGUUGUCAUCCAAAUGUUGUUACUUAUACUGCGAUGAUAGAUGGUUUGGGAAAAGUUGGUAAAAUUGAUAUGUGCCUUGAACUCUUAAGACAAAUGAAUAUAAAUGGUUGUGCUCCAAAUUUUAUCACAUACAGGGUGCUGAUAAACCACUGUUGUGCAGCUGGCCUUCUGGAUGAAUCUCACAAACUUCUUGAGGAGAUGAAACAGACUUAUUGGCCAAGAUAUGUGCUGGGAUAUCAUAAAGUCAUUGAAGGUUUCAGCAGAGACUUUCUUAUCUCCAUUGACCUCCUAGAUGAGAUUGUGGAAUAUGAUAAUGUGCCAAUUAUUCCAACUUACAGAAUUCUGAUUGAUAGUUUUUGUAAGGCUGGAAGGCUGGAUGUGGCAUUGGAGUUGCAUAGGGAGAUUUUGACAUCUUCAGUCUUAUCUGCUGCUGACAAAAAUAUUUAUUCUACUUUGAUUGAGAGCCUCUCCAUGGCAUGUAAGGUUGAGAAAGCUUUCGAAUUAUAUGGAGACAUGGCCAGGAGAGGUUACAUUCCAGAGUUAACUGUCUUUCUUUACCUUAUCAAAGGUCUCAUCAAGGUUAACAAAUGGGAUGAAGCUCUUCAACUUUUGGAUAGCAUAUGCCACAUGGAAAUCAGUUGGCAUUCUAGGGAAGAUUCUGCUUGUAGAGAUAGUUGACUUCUCUUCUCGUUGUUUCCAUAUUCAUGGGCAUCUAAUGAGGUGUUUGACAAAUAAGUAUCGUUGGUUCCAGCUUCAUACCUGAUGGAUGAUGCAGCAUUUCAUACGUGAAGUUCAGAAGUUGCUGGACCAGUAUCCCAUUCCUGUGUCUUGAUUGGAGGACUAGAAUUCAGAGGGAAGUGGAUUUUGCAUUUCUUCCCCAAAUUAUUUAAGCCACACAUUCAGGUUCUGUUAAGGAAGCAACUUGAAAGGAGCCUUAUUGCUUUAUUAAUGUGGCUUGUUUUUUUUUUUUUUUUUCAAUAAACUUGGUGACCAUUCUUUCGUUUGCAAAUGUUUUUGGAAAUGGGUUUCAAGUUUCCAUUUGGGCUUCCUUCUCUGGGGAACAGUGUACUUAGUGGAAUAUCAGAGUGAAUUGUAAUUGUGGGGUUCUGGCCUUCAAUGGUAGAGUUUAUUUUUUGGUUUUAGUAGUGGCAAUACUGGAGUUGUUUAGUGAUUUUCCUCAGUGGGGUUUCAUUCUAUUUUUGUUUGCUCUUCUUUGAUCGUGAAACACUGCACCUACCUGUGAUCCAAAUGACUUUCAGAAGGGUGAAUGAAUCAAUUCAAUAGGAUGGUGUCAAAUAGUAAUGGGAUUAAUGGUUCAGCUUCCAAGUAGGUUAUUAUGUUGAUACUGCCAUUUAGAGCUCUGAAAGGGAUGAUAGCAAGAUCUUGGGUCAUGCAGAUCAGCUGAGAUGGCUUGAUCAUUUUCAUAUUUUGCUCAAUGCCACAAUAUUGAUAGAGCUCUCAAAUUUGCAAUAGUUGGAGUUGCUUGAUCGCAGCUUUGACAUGAUAAUGGGCCUAGUUUGAGUUGUGUUUUGGUGAUUGGAAAUCAACCUUUUGCUUAACAUCUAUAGCAAUUUAUUUGAUGGAGAUACAUUUGAACUCUGGUCAUUGCUGAAAUUGAUGGAAGACCAGUUUGUUUGUCAUCUAAUGAAAGCAGUUUGAAAAGAUAGUCACUAAAGGUGUCUAGCUGAAGAAACAUGGUUUCAUCUAACAGACACGUGAGAAUUCACCAAUGAAAGAUUUGUCAAAUUAAUAGGUUAGGGAAUGAAAGCAGGUUCUGAUGUUUGAACCUGUUGGACUUCGAGCCAUGGCACACAGGCUCCCAGAGGAGAACUAACAAACCCCACAUUUAUCCAGAAAUUAGCCCCACAAAAGGAAGCGGAGAAAGGUUUAAUGAAUUUGGAGUUGAUGGUUCAUCAGCAACGGCCCUUUGACCACGCUUGAUGUUAUGAUGAAUCACGUAUCUUUGAAUCUUGUGGUGCAGGUGCCAGAAGUUGAGAUAAAGUAUUUGGUUGCAGAGGCUGUAUAGCGGAGACACUGUUCAUAAUUGGUUGCAGUUUUAGAGCAAAUCUCCUUGUACAAACACAAAUAUCCGUAGAAGUGUGAUGCUUUUGGUCUUGUAUCCAUAUUAUAUUGAGUAAUAUGUUUAGGAUUUCUGGAAUAAUAUUACUGCUGAUUGUAAAAUCUUUCUGUCGGAUUUUCAUCAGUUGUUUGCUAUUCCCGUUCUUUGUAUACUGAUAAAAAAAUCAUGUCGUCUUUUACAGCUAUAAGAUUGACAAGAAAAUUCAUUGUAACUUCUUGUCAAGUUAAAAUUGGUUAGAGUUAUGGUUUCUUUA
Molecule: messenger RNA, 4973 nt
Organism: Nelumbo nucifera (sacred lotus)
Lineage: Eukaryota; Viridiplantae; Streptophyta; Magnoliopsida; Proteales; Nelumbonaceae
Product: Tetratricopeptide repeat (TPR)-like superfamily protein
Biological process (GO): mitochondrion organization; RNA processing
Cellular component (GO): mitochondrion
Molecular function (GO): protein binding; mRNA binding
Source: RefSeq, a predicted model, not a curated record